Molecule: messenger RNA, 2669 nt
Organism: Coffea eugenioides
Lineage: Eukaryota; Viridiplantae; Streptophyta; Magnoliopsida; Gentianales; Rubiaceae
Exons: 10
Coding region: 592-2268 (558 amino acids)
Source: RefSeq, a predicted model, not a curated record
GUACGUUGUAUUUUGUAGCAUUGAAUUGUCACGAAAAAGGCAACAAGAACUCCAUGAUUAUAUCCUCUCCUUUCCAUUUUUGGCUGGCCAAUUGAAUCAAUCCACUCUUCAUACACCCCAAUAAAAGCAAAAGCUUCUGACUCUCUCACAGGAAAAGCUUUCAAGCAGACCACUCUUCCUCCAUUCAAAAAAUUUUGCCAACUUUACUUUUGUAUUGUAGUACUCUUCUUGCUUUAUACUGGUAAACUCUUUCUCAUCAUUCUGUCAGAAGAAAAAUGAAAUUUAGUGCUAGUAGAUUCUUCAAAAUUCCCUGUUUGAUUUAGACUCUACUUUUCCAUUCCUUUGUCUUCUUUUUCUCAGUACUACUACUGCUGUAUCUUCCAAUUCUUUACUUUUCCAUUUCCCUCCCAAAAUUCAUGCCUGAAACUUUCUUUUCCACUCCUGACAAAAACCCACCUUUUUUUGCUUUUAUUGGGGGGUUACCACCUUCCAUUCAAUCUAUUUUGGCCUGAAUUGAAAAGGGUUGUAGGAAUUUUUGUUAGACUCGUUCAAAAGAUUAGAUUUUUUAUUUUCUUGCUGUCAUUUUGUUUUAUGAUUAGUUGCAUGGGGGGAGGGGGAAAAGUGGAGGUGAUAAGCAGUAAAGGGUGUUCAAGGCUGGUUGCAGAGAUUUCAACUUCAUUUUCCUCAUUUAGAGGACACGGGUUCCAAUCCUCUGCAAUGGAGCCUAUGUCCCCUGUCUCAGUUGCCUCCGGAGUUGAUGAAUCCGGCCGCAAAAACCGGCCCCGGGGACCCUUUUCAGGCCUUGUUAUUUGUGUUACUGGACUUUCCAAAGAAGCUAGGGCACAAGUGAUGGCUGCAACACAGAAAUUGGGUGGUGAAUACAGCCCACAUUUGCAUCCUCAAUGUACUCAUCUGGUUGUUCAAAGCUUUAGUGGACGGAAGUUUGAGCAUGCUUUGAAACAUGGGUCAAAACUUGGUCUUUCUGUUGUUACACUUGGAUGGUUUGUAGACAGUGUCAGAAGGAAUGUGAGGUUGAGUGAAACACUUUAUAGUGUUAAGACCAUUGGAGAAGGUGUGGCCGCAGAUGAUCUGAACCGGCUAGUUCACAAUAUGGGUACUGAGAAGUCUUGUCUUCCCUUUGGUUCACUUGAGUACACUGAUAAUUCUAACAUGACUGGAGGGCCACAACUUCACUUUCCUGAGAGAGAGUCCAAAAGAAGAAACAUGAGUUCACUGCUGUCUGGUUAUUCCUUUUACAUUGAUGCAGAUGUGUCUGCUGAGCUGCAGAGUAAGGUUGUUGAAGCUGCUUCAGGUGAAGGUGCUAACUUGGUGGACCAGUGGUAUGUUGGUUGCAGUGCUAGUCAUGUAGUUUGUGAAGGACCUUCAGUUGGAAAAUAUCUUGGUCAUUCAAAUAACAUCGUUACACCGCUGUGGGUUCUGAAGACUGCAAAGGAAAAACGUCUGCAGAGGCUUGUUCACAUUUCUGCUGAUUUGGCUAGGCAAACUGCAACCACAAUUGAUGCUAUUCAAACCGGCACUUGCAGGGAGAAAUUUGGUGGGUCUAUUUGUCUUCAAGAUGCACCAACUUCCAUGCUAAAAGUCAGCCACGAAGAACGACAGAAGAUUAUUAACCUGGCCAAAGACUGGGUUAGGAAACGCCGUAAUUGCCGAAUGCAGACAUGCCAAACCCCAAUGCGUCCAAUUAACCCGAGCAGCCUUCUGGAUUCUGUAUGCUGGUCAAUAUCUGAACCAACUUCAUCUGCCACUAUCUAUACUGAGUCUUCCAGUGUAGAGGAUGCCAAUGACCAAGAUACAUUUGUCUUCUUUGAUGCAAAGGCAGAUGGAAAAGAAUCUGAAGCAUCAUUUGUCAACUUGUCUCGACCGCUUACAGAAAGUGAGAAGUCUGAGUUAAUAUUCAAGAGCCACUUCCUUACCAUAUUAUUCCCCGUUGAUCGAUUUUCUGAGAUGGGACCCUGUUCGAGGACAUUUUUCAGUGAUAAAGGCUUUACAUGUUUGCAGGUGUUGGAUCACAUCUAUGCAUUCUAUCAGGAAAACAUGUCAGCUGCAGAAGUAGAGGUUGCCCUUCAUACUGAUUCCAGACAUGCUGACCGGCUGCGAUCAGUGUAUUCUAGUAAAACAACUGCAGAGCGUGGUUAUUUGGAAUUCAAGCGGAUUGACUUUUUGGGAAGUCGUAAAAGUUUUGAAAUGUUGAAGCGUGUGUCGGGGGAUAAUAACAGUAAUGUUUAUGAGUUGUUAAUCAGAGCCUAGGUCACACUUGAGAAACUGCUGAACUUGGUUUGUGAAGGUGGUGGCAACUAGUGCUGGUAUUUCAACUGAUAAUAUAAGUCAGUGCUUGGAAAACAGGUCAAGCUGUCAAUCGCAUCAGCAAAGCAGCUUUUGAAACCAUGUGAAUGCCAACCAUACCAUAUCAUGCCACUAGUCUGUUGUUUUUUGAUCAGUUUGAACUUUCAUAUGAUGGCCUCAAUAUGUACAUAUGGUUCUGCUAUGUAGCCUCACUUUUGAAGGCGAAGAGAUGUAAGAUUUCAAUGUUGUGUUGUUCGUUUGGUUUGAAAAUAGUGAUCAAAUGAAAUUGUUUAGACAUAUACAGUUCUGCUUAGGGAUAACCAUGAAAAACGAAAGGUAAAUAGUAUAUCUGUAUUGGUUCAAUA